AUGCCUGUUGUUAUUGUCACUGGUGCCUCGAGAGGCAUGGGUGCGGCCAUGGCCCGCAAGUUGCUCUCUGCUCCUAUCUCCGCCAAGGUCGUCCUGGUCGCCAGAACCGAAGAGCCCUUGAAGGCCUUUGCGACCGAGUUCCCCGACCAGGUCGCCUACAUCUCCGGUGAUCUGUCCAAGGACGAGAUCAACAUCGCUGCCGUCAAGCUUGCAAUCGACAAGUUCGGCGCGCUCGACGGUAUCGUCUUCAACGCGGCCGUUUUGGAUCCGAUCGCUGCUGUUGCAAAGGCCGACGCGGCCGAGUGGAAGAAGCUGUAUGAUAUUAACUUCUUCUCGAUGCUGCCGGCUUUGAAGGAGGCUAUUCCCCAUCUUAAGGCUUCUAAGGGAAAAGUCAUCUUCAUCUCCUCCGGAGCGGCUCACCACUACUUUUACGGAUGGGGUGCCUAUGGAUCCUCCAAGGCUGCUACUGACCACUUGGCUGCUACCCUUGCUGCUGAGGAGCCCGAUAUCUUCACCUUCUCUCUCGACCCCGGUGUCAUGGACACCAACAUGCAGGUCGCCCUGCGCGAGGCUCAUGGCCCUGAGAUGAAGCCUAGCGAGCACGAACGUUUCUUGAACCUCAAGACCGACAACGCUCUCUCGCCUCCUUCGCUCCCCGGCGGCGUUGCCAUCAACCUCUUGAUGAAAGCUCCCAUGGAUCUGAGUGGAAAGACGCUAAGGUGA
This is a messenger RNA of Myxozyma melibiosi, 723 nucleotides long. RefSeq lists its product as uncharacterized. Bases 1 to 723 code for a protein of 240 amino acids. Gene Ontology annotation, cellular component: intracellular anatomical structure. NCBI's taxonomy places the organism in Eukaryota, Fungi, Ascomycota, Lipomycetes, Lipomycetales, Lipomycetaceae. The transcript is spliced from 4 exons. The record is from RefSeq and is a predicted model, not a curated record. Gene Ontology annotation, molecular function: oxidoreductase activity, acting on NAD(P)H, oxygen as acceptor.